This is a messenger RNA of Drechmeria coniospora, 1407 nucleotides long. RefSeq names its product aminotransferase. Lineage: Eukaryota; Fungi; Ascomycota; Sordariomycetes; Hypocreales; Ophiocordycipitaceae. Gene Ontology annotation, molecular function: transaminase activity; pyridoxal phosphate binding. Gene Ontology annotation, cellular component: cytosol. The transcript has a single exon. Bases 1 to 1407 code for a protein of 468 amino acids. The record is from RefSeq and is a predicted model, not a curated record.
AUGGCUCCGCACCGAGACGACUCGCCUCCCGUGCCGUGUGCCGCGGCCGGGCAGAAGGCAUCGACGGCGUCGCACCUGCUCUUCCGUUCCUUCAAAGUCGCCCCUCACAUGGUCUCGUCCGGCUCGGGCAUCCACCUGCGGCUCGCGGACGGACGGAGCGUCAUCGACGCCUGCGCCGGUGCCGCUGUCGCCAUCAUCGGCCACGGAAACGAGGAGGUGCACGAGGCGCUCCUCGAGCAGGCGCGCAAGGUCAGCUACGUGCACACGCAGGCCUACUCGACGCCCGUGGCCGAGGAGCUUGCCAACUUCCUCCUCGACGGCCGACCGCACGGUCUCGACAUGGCAUUUUUCGUCGGCAGCGGCAGCGAGGCGGUCGAGUCGGCCAUGAAGCUCGCGAGGCAGUACCAUUUCGAGAGGAACGAGAGCCGGCGGGUGCAUUUCGUCUCGCGCAGGCAGAGCUACCACGGCAAUUCGAUAUCGGCGCUGUCGGUGUCGUCCAACGUGGCGCGAAAGGUGCCGUACCAAGGGUUCUGCUACCCGCAUGUCUCCCACGUGUCGCCCCCGUACGCCUACCGGUACAAGACGGAGGCGGAGACGGAGGACGACUUCACCGGGCGUCUGCUGCGGGAGCUCGAGGACGAGUUCCUCCGGGUCGGUCCCGAGACGGUCAUCGCCUUCGUCGCCGAGACGGUCAUGGGUGCGACCUCGGGCUGCGUGACGGCGCCGCGGGGAUACUUUAGGGGCGUGCGCUCGCUAUGCGACAAGUACGGCAUCCUGCUGAUCCUCGACGAGAUCAUGUGCGGCACCGGCCGGACCGGCACCUUCUUCGCCUUCGAGCAGGAGGAGGGCGCCAUCGAGCCCGACAUCGUGACGGGCGCCAAGGGGCUCGGGGGCGGCUACGCGACCAUCGCGGCCAUGUACGUGCACGAGCGGGUGAUACGGGCGCUGCGCCGGGGGUCCGACGCCUUCAACCAUGGACACACGUACCAGGCGCACCCCCUCUCGUGCGCGGCCUCGCUCGCGGUGCAGAAGAUCGUGCGGCGGGACGACCUCAUCCGACGCUGCCGGCGGAUGGGCGAGCGGCUCGAGGCGCUGCUCCGGACGGAGCUGGCCGGCUGCCGGUCCGUCGGCGACAUCCGAGGCCGCGGCCUUUUCUGGGCCGUCGAGUUCGUCAAGGACCGGACGACGCGGGAGACGAUGGAUCCGGCCCUCUCCUUCGGCGGCAAAGUCUACCAGGCGGCCUUUGAGCGCGGCGUGGCCGUCUACCCCGGGGCCGGGACGGUCGACGGCGUCCGGGGCGACCACGUGCUGCUGGCGCCGCCGUUUACGGUGACGGAGGAGGAGCUGGCCGUCGUCUGCCGGGUAUUGCGGGAAGCGGUCGAGUCUCAGGAGAAGCUGUAUCUGUGA